CGCUGAUUUGUGACUCGUGGAAGUGGGAGUCCGUUGACAACGUGAGCGAGCGGCGCCGCCCGAGUGAACCACUACCUGCAUCCGGGCGAGCUAUGACCCUCUCUUCUCGUUACUCUCGACUGGUAUUACAAUCCCUGCUGAGUUGCGGAGAAGACCCUAUCUUGCAUGCAGGCCCGAUCCAAGUUAUGCCGGAUUCCCGUCUAAUGAAGAGCCGCCCUUUGACAGGAAGUCUGCCAAUGCCCUGGGUCUAUAAGUAACGGCAUGGCCAGCGAUUACGAGAUCAUUUAUCAACCAAGGUAGUUGACAGCCCUGAUACUCUCAAGCCAUCAACCUGCUGCCUCUUGUUCUUCUGCCAAUAUGCGCGCCUCCAAGAUUGUUGCCGCCUUGGCCGCCGGUCUUGGAGUCAGUGCUGCUCCCAUUGCGGCCCGCGCUGUUAUUUCCCACGAUGCCGUGGUCGGCUUUGCCGAGACGGUUCCCAGUGGCACCCUCGGCAGCGCCUAUCUGAAGUUUAAGCCUUGGCUGAAGGUGGUCAACGGCUGCGUUCCCUUUCCUGCUGUUGACACCGCGGGCAAUACUGGGGGUGGUUUGGACAUAACUGGCGCAUCAAACGGCGACUGCGACUCUAGCACCGGCCAGGUCUACGUCCGCAGCACGGCAGUGGGCUCCUCGUACGCCUUUAUGUACUCCUGGUACAUGCCGAAAGACUCCCCCUCAAGCGGCCUUGGCCACCGCCACGACUGGGAGAGCAUCGUUGUCUGGACCGACACAUCCUACUCCACCAUUCUGGGCGUCGCGACGUCAGCCCAUGGCGAAUACGCCACUACAACCAGCCCGCCCCUUGACGGCACUCGCGCUAAGAUUCAGUACUACAGCACCUGGCCCACCAACCACCAGCUGGGAACUACUGAUACUAAGGGCGGCGAGCAGCCUCUCAUUGCCUGGGAGAGCAUGACGGACGCUGCGAGGACCGUCCUGACAAACACGGACUUUGGGAGUGCGAAUGUGCCGUUUAAGGAUGCGAACUUUCAGAACAACCUCGCUUUGGCUGCUCUAUGAGAUUUUAUUGAUGCAAAUGGUGGAUGAUACAAGAAUUGACAAACUUAAUUAAAUACAUAUAUUCUAAUAACUAUGAUAUCUUCGAAAUUUUAAGAGCAAGACCCUGACAUUUAUU
This is a messenger RNA of Pseudomassariella vexata, 1171 nucleotides long. RefSeq names its product elicitor. The transcript has 3 exons. The coding region runs from base 358 to 1056 and encodes 232 amino acids. NCBI's taxonomy places the organism in Eukaryota, Fungi, Ascomycota, Sordariomycetes, Amphisphaeriales, Pseudomassariaceae. The record is from RefSeq and is a predicted model, not a curated record.